AUGCGCUGGCUGAGGGCCUGGAGCCAUAUUCUCUUGCCGUUGUUCCUCUCGCUAGCCCUCAUCCAGCUGUUUAUCUCCGACCAUAAAAGUACGAAAACCCUCCAACACUGGAACCGGCAGUUAGAAGCAAAACACGUCGAAAUGGACUGUGCUCAAAAGCAAACUUGUCCAUCUUGUACCCGAGACAAGAGAUGCAUUUGGUGCCGAGAAGAAGGAGUCUGCAAAAAGUACUGUUUCCCAUAUUCCGACUGCAAAUUCAACUCCAUAUUCUGGGCAAACUGUAGAGUUGACCUGUUUGGAAUCACGAUGCUGAUACUUGUUGCAUUAUUAGCAGUAGGAUUCCUGUGGUAUUGCCUCGCCUACCACUUAUACAUGGAGGAUUUGAACAGGCGGCAGGCUUUUUAUUAUGCAAGAAAUGGACCAGUUCCUGGUUACGGCGACUGGAAUGCUACCGGAAAGACAAUAAACUCUGUUGAGGAGAAACAAAGCAUUGAUCUAGCAAUGGCGGAAGCAGGAUUGGAAGGAGGAGGAAGCAGGGAGGUAAAGAGUCCAGGUCUAGAGGAACAGGAAAACAGAAGAACAGCCAUGUGGGGUGCUGCUCCCUGA
Molecule: messenger RNA, 606 nt
Organism: Arvicola amphibius (Eurasian water vole)
Lineage: Eukaryota; Metazoa; Chordata; Mammalia; Rodentia; Cricetidae
Gene: Pttg1ip2
Product: PTTG1IP family member 2
Exons: 6
Coding region: 1-606 (201 amino acids)
Biological process (GO): protein import into nucleus
Cellular component (GO): cytoplasm; nucleus
Source: RefSeq, a predicted model, not a curated record